ACCCAUUCAGGUGAAAAAGUGAGGGAUGGGAAGGAGUUGCUAAAAGGCGUUUUCUGUGUUGCUUCGAGGACUUUCACAGACAGACAUUUUUGUGGAGAGAGAGAGAGAGAGAUUUUUUUAUCUGUGCGAGAAUGGAGUGAAGUGUGUGACUAUGGGACUGGGAGAAAAAUUGAAGUAAAAGAAAAAAAAACCCAUCUACUUUCUUUCUCAGCUUCAAUCCUUUUCUUCAAAUCUCCAAUUUUUUUUUUUGUUCUUCUCUUCCCUUUGCGUUCACGUUUGCUGUAUUAUUAUUAGGGUAAUUUUUUUUGAUUGCUUGCCUUGGAUGUUUAAUUGGUUGUAAAAUUCCAUACAUGGGAAGAUGAAAUUUAGUGUUGUUUUGAUUCCCAGAAAUUGAAUUCCGCUGUGGGAUUCUAAUUUUUGUUGGGGAAGAAGAAGUGAAUUUUGGGUUCAUUAGCUUGCUUGUUUUGAGAGAUCAUUUUGGGUCUGAAUCAGGGGUUUCUUGAAACCUCUGUAAGAAUUUGAUUCUGAGCAGACAGAUAAUAAUUACUCUGUUUAUUUUGGCUGUGAAAAUAAGGGAAGCUCAGAUUCUUGAUUUUGGAUUUUGGAUUUUUACUGGUAAAGAGAAUGAUUAACUUCAUGGAGUCUAAAGAAAGCUUGGUUGAAGACGGUGACAAAUGUUUGGAUCCUCAGCUAUGGCUGGCCUGCGCCGGCGGCGGCAUGGUGCAGCUGCCGGUGGAGAAUUCGACGGUGUUCUAUUUUCCUCAAGGGCACGCCGAACAUGCUUCCGGGAACGUCGAUUUCAGGAGUUGUCCCAAGGUUCCCUCUUACAUUCCAUGUCGGGUGUCUCGAGUGAAGUUCUCUGCAGAUUUCGAGACAGACGAGGUAUAUACGAGGAUGAGGUUGGUGCCAAUAGGUAUGACCGAAUUGGACACUGACGACGGCGGCGGCGCCGCGGCUGAGAAUCAGGAGAAGCCGGCGUCGUUUGCGAAGACGUUGACGCAGUCCGACGCCAACAAUGGCGGAGGAUUUUCAGUGCCGAGGUAUUGCGCCGAGACAAUAUUUCCUCGGCUGGACUACUCUGCGGAUCCUCCCGUUCAGACAAUCUUCGCAAAGGAUGUCCGCGGCGAGACAUGGAAAUUCAGGCACAUUUACAGGGGGACGCCGCGGCGGCAUCUGUUGACGACGGGGUGGAGCACUUUUGUGAACCAGAAGAAGCUCGUGGCGGGAGAUUCGAUCGUGUUUAUGCGAUCAGCGAAUGGCGAUCUUUGCGUCGGGAUUAGGCGAGCCAAAAGAGGCGUCGGCCGGGGUAAUGAUACUAUAAUCGGUUGGAAUCCGGUGGGCUAUAACGCCGCCUUUCCGUACGGUGUUUUUCCAGCGUUUAUGCACGAGGACGAGGCUAAGUCGAGCGGUAGAAAUGGCGACGAAAGCAGCGGCGGCAAUGGCUGGAUUGGGCGCGGGAAAGUGAAGGCGGAGGAUGUGAUAGAAGCAGUGAAUUACGCUGCCCGCGGGCAGCCGUUCGAUGUGGUUUACUAUCCUCGGGCAAGCGCGCCCGAGUUCUGCGUAAAGACAGCUCUCGUGAAAGCAGCAUUGCGAAACCGGUGGUUUUCGGACAUGAGGUUUAAAAUGGCGUUCGAGACGGAGGAUUCUUCGCGGAUAAGUUGGUUUAUGGGGACAAUAUCUUCGGCGCACGCUGCUGAUCCUCUGCAAUGGCCCGACUCGCCUUGGCGACUGCUGCAGGUUUGUUGGGACGAGCCGGAGCUGCUUCAAAAUGUGAAGCGCGUCAACCCGUGGCAAGUCGAAUUAGUGUCGAACAUGCCUGCGAUUCACUUCUCGUCGUUUAUACCUCCCCCGAAGAAACUGAGGUUACAAUCCGUAGAGGGCCAGAUUCCGGUGCCGGCGUUUUCAGGCAACCCGAUUCUUUGUACUAAUUUCGGCUGUCUUUCGAACAACACUCCUGCUGGCAUGCAGGGAGCCAGGCAUGCUCAAUUCGGAUUGUCGUUAUCGGAAAUACACCUCAACAAAAUGCAGUCGGGUUUGCUUCCCGACGCUUCUAAUUUCGUCGGUUCCAAGUUCAUCGGCAACGAUAACGUUUCUUGCGCGCUCACCAUUGGCAAUCCGAGCCAAGGAGCGAAAAAAACAGAUAACGGGAAAUCUGGGCCGUUGAUACUAUUCGGAACGCCAAUGCUUCCGGAGAACCACACGUCCGAGAGCUGCUCGACCGAUCGUAACAGUAGCUUCGAUCGAGUGAAAACUGUUUCGGACAGUGAUGUCCGAGAUCCAAUCAAAUUAGACGAAGGUUUCCACGGCCAUUGCAAAGUUUUUGUCGAAUCCGAGGAUGUAGGCCGGACUCUCGACCUCGGUCGACUGAAUUCUUACGAAGAACUUUACAGUAAGGUAGCGAACAUGUUCGGGAUCGAAGCUUCGGACAUGCGAAACCGGGUUCGGUACUGCGACGACGGCGGCGAAGUUCGACGGCUGCUUGCAGAUGCACCGUUCAGUAACUUCGUGAGAACUGCAAGAAGACUUACAAUCGUAGCUGAUAACGAUAACAAUGGAGCUUAGUGUCGUAGAUGAGAUGGAUCGAUCAUGAAAGUCCCACUUUUAGGACAAGAUUGUUUGUCGAAGACGAGGAUUGAUCAAUUAAGGUUCGAUGAAUACUAAGUAAUACUAAUUCAGGUUGUCACGAGACAUUAAAAUUAAUUAUUACUGUUCUACUUUAAGUUGUAGUUUUACUUUUGUACAGAUUCUCAGUAUCUUGAUUGAAUAAUUCAAUGAACAUUAAUAUUUCUAGA
This is a messenger RNA of Andrographis paniculata, 2792 nucleotides long. RefSeq names its product auxin response factor 18-like. The transcript is spliced from 4 exons. NCBI's taxonomy places the organism in Eukaryota, Viridiplantae, Streptophyta, Magnoliopsida, Lamiales, Acanthaceae. Gene Ontology annotation, biological process: regulation of DNA-templated transcription; response to hormone. Gene Ontology annotation, cellular component: nucleus. Bases 625 to 2562 code for a protein of 645 amino acids. The record is from RefSeq and is a predicted model, not a curated record. Gene Ontology annotation, molecular function: protein binding; DNA binding.